This is a messenger RNA of Rhea pennata, 2523 nucleotides long. RefSeq names its product coiled-coil domain-containing protein 162-like. The coding region runs from base 1 to 2523 and encodes 840 amino acids. The transcript has 18 exons. The record is from RefSeq and is a predicted model, not a curated record. Lineage: Eukaryota; Metazoa; Chordata; Aves; Rheiformes; Rheidae.
AUGAUGGACUCAAGUUCUAACUGGUUGCAGAGUAGGAAAAAGACCUGCAAAGUUUUGCUGAGGCAUCAAGAUCCAAUCACAUCAUGUAACUUGCUGAGAUCUUUUCUAAUUCUGUGGAAGCAACUGGAAAUACUAAAGGCAGAAUGGGGUCGACUCAAAUUGAGGACUGAGGAUAUCAAUACAGUUCCUCUCUACAAAGAGUUUUGUGAGCAAUACGGCACUGACGUCCUCUACCCCGCCAUGAAGGCCUUGGCCAGGCUGAAGGGCACAGAGGAGGAGCCGGGAGGGCCCGUGACGAGCACUCGGCACACACUGCCGCCCCGAGGAGCGUCAGAAAUCGAAAUGAAGGGGUACCAGCUACGAAAGCUUCUGGAAAGCCUAGAAAUCCACAUGAUCCGUGAUGUGCAGAAGAAAAUUAACCAGGAGAUGACUCUAGUGACAGCUGAAAGAGCCAGGCCAGGGAGCAGUCUCCCUACGGAGCUUUGGAAACAUGGGGUAAUGCAAGAAAAUUUCUCAGCUGUACGACCACAGAUAGUUGAAACAUUUGUUCAGAAGCUAAUGGAAAACUGCCAGGAAUCAGAGGCAGAGGUCACUUUUACAAAAAGCCACCUCCAGCAGUGUCUCACUGCACUGGGCUGUGACAUCAUGGCCAGAGAGCGCAGCAACUUUGAAACCUGCUCCAUGUUUUAUGAAAAUAUUCUCCAGCAGGAACAUCGUCUCCUUUACCAGAAAGAACAAGUAUUCUCAGAGAGAGCUGGCAUGUGUGGGGAGAAUUUUCCAAAUAAGCACACCAAGCCAAAAAGUCAGAAAUGCCAUCUUGUGGUACCAUGUGAUAGCCAUAUUGCUGGGCUGAGUCACGAAAUGAUUAUGGAAAUCACUGCUCUCCGAGCCCAACUCACUGACUUAGAAGAAGAAAAUCUUCAUCUCAAAGAGAAGAUAAGACAAGAAGUACGAGAGGAAUAUGAAUCAUUAGUGCGGAGCCUAUUUGUAACUUGUAUCCAUCUAAAAGGAAGGCUGGAUGACUAUCGCCUUAGCAUUGACCAACAGGUGUUUGAAAUCAUCAGUGAAGUGAGAAGAGAAGGAGUUGACAAUAUAAUUGAUCUGAAGAAAAAGUUUGGUUCCACUAAAAAUAAUGACAACUUGAAAGAACAUUUGUCUAAAGUAAGGAAAUAUGUAUCUGUGUUAGUAAGUGAGCACAAGGCUGAUAUCAUGGCCUACUUUCUGCACAGUGGAACUGUUGUCCUUUGCCAUAAGGACAGUUUGCAGGAGCCAGUCUGCUAUUUUGGAAAAAGAGGGAAAAUAAAACUCCAUCACUGUAGUACCUACCAUAAAUCCACUAAUUUUGUUCUUACUAAGGACAUUCAGGAACAGCUGCAGUCCUUGCGGGAUGAGAAUAUCAGGCUAGGCAAGCUGGUGUGCAAGCUGAAGGCGCUGAGCUGUUGGAAACAAGCCGCUCAGAAGGCACAACUCUCCGCAAAGCUUAGAGAUGCUGAGAAGGAAGCCCUCCGAAGCGGGCGAGAGGGGCUGCAGGCGAAGGCGACGGCGCAACGCGAGGUGGCUUUGCUGCAGACCCAGCUGGCGGCCGCGAGGGAAGCGCUGGCAAGGUCCCAAGCAGGCAACGGCAAGCUCAAGAAGCAGCUAGAGGAGCAGAAACAAAUGCUGUUGGAAGUAGAACAUAGGAAGACACAAGAAGCCAGAAGCAGGCAAAUACUCAGUGCGGUGAAAGCUGAAAACAUGGAGAAGAUGCUUGAAGAGAUGGAAGAAAAAGAGCAGAGACUGAAGCACCUGAUCAAGGAAACUGAAAAAUCUUCUAAAAUAGGCCAACUUCAGCAAAAAAGGGUCAAAAAAGAAAUGCAGCAGAUCAGAAGCCAGUUAACCCAAGAACGCAGUUUAAAACUGGAGGCUUUCCAGCGGGUUGAUGAACUGCAGCGACAGGUUUAUACCCUGGAAGCUGCAGUUUCCCAGAGGAACAUGACUGCAGGCAGAAGGAAGACUGUAGAGCUGCUGUCCCGUAGUACAAGCAGUUUAAGAAGUCCUUUUCCAGGUUUGGCAGCUCAGGUCCAGAGCAGCAGGCAUUCAGCAACCACUCACCUCAGGGAUAGCCAUCAGCAUCCUUUGAAACCUCAUGCAGGAAACAGGACUGUAACAGGAGGAAGCACACAAAGACCGAAGACAGUAAGCAACGAUUCAGCACUGCUAUGCUUUAAAUGGAUGAGAACAGUGACUGAUAACUAUCCAAGGUCAGCUGUCACUAACACAGCCAUCAAGUGUGAUUCUAGCACAUUCCAGCAACCUGACCCUGAUUUGGAAGUAGAAGAAUAUUCUCACUAUACUGCCAUGACUACUAUUUGCAUCAAUGCUGUCAUUUUGUUGUACUGGGUGCCAAAUUCAAGUCAAGUCAGAGCUGCAAAGACAGUGCUACAAAUUUUCCUGGAAUUGAAGAUCAAGGGAUAUCAGUCACAUCAAAAGGUUCCCAAGUCAAUCUACAUAGGAUAUGAUGUACCUUUGCUGACACUUGGAUAG